Molecule: messenger RNA, 5016 nt
Organism: Babesia ovata
Lineage: Eukaryota; Apicomplexa; Aconoidasida; Piroplasmida; Babesiidae
Exons: 2
Coding region: 1-5016 (1671 amino acids)
Source: RefSeq, a predicted model, not a curated record
AUGUCCUUUCUCCUCCAAUGUCUUAAAGGCAGUCAAACACUUUUACAUCAUUAUUAUCCUGAUAUUACAAGUACAAUUAGUGACUUGGAAAAUAAAAUAGGUAAGGGCCUUGGUGUUACAGGAUUUGCGCAGGCCAUUGGGAUUGUGCGGGAUGGGCUGCAGGGGUAUGAGAGUGGAUUAAGGGAGAAGACGGAAGAAGUAAAUAGGUACCUCAAGAUACUCUAUAACAGCGUAAGUGAUGUAGAAAUAGAUAAUUUUGUUUCAGGUCAAAAAGGCAAGAAACUCCAGGAGCAGUGGGAGACGUGGAAGUCUACGGUCGAGAGGCUGAACGCUGAAGUCCGGCGUAUAACAGACACUGACAUUAAUGCUUUAGAUGACUCACUUAAGGCACAGAUAGCACACGAAUAUAGACCACUUAGCGCUGCGGUUGGGGUGUUGGUUAGGGCGGCUAGGGACGAGUUUGUCCAGGGGCAGGCCAAAAAAUUUGACACCGAGCUGGAGGUUCAGCAAACCCAUAUCGUGGGUACGAUAACCGAUGGUUGUGAUCGAUUAGAAAAGAUGCUGGAGGGUGGGUUUAAUGAUAUUUUGAACGAAACGCAUCGUCUGAGUGACAAAAGGAAAGAGCAUUUUGAGAACAUUAGUCAGCGACUGAAGGAUACUCGAGUUGCUCUCUUCGACUACUUCGACACAACCUAUAAGGCUGAGGUUGAAACGCAAUUUACAAUUAUCGAUGGUCAGAUGACCCAAAUUAAUCCGAAUAAGCCUGGACCAAAUCGGUCGGAGCUCAAAAAGAAAUUCAGUGAGUUGACGGCGACUGUAGAAAAAAUUGGCAGAGAUCUUGAUGGUGAAGCGGACAAAUUGGGAGAGUGGAAGGAGGCGGCGGAGAGAGUAGUGGAGAAUGCAAUGACCAGGUGUGAAGAUAUUGUGGAUAAGUUGAAUGGAACUGGCGACAAGGGUGCAAAAGGUGAGAAAAAGAAUGUUACUGAGGCGGCAAGGAGUCUGCAAAUAACAGCGCAUGACCUGUAUAGUAAUGCGUCGGAGGCCAAGAGGCAACUGGAUGAUUUAGUUAAAUCGGUGCCUACGACUAUUGCGAAACAGGUGCGCGAGCUCAUAGCGCAGGAUCUACAGGAGGUGAAAAACAAGUGUAAGCAGUGGGUUAUGCAGUAUUUUACUGGGUUGGGAACUGUUAAGUGGGAGAAUGUUAAGAUAAAUACAGGUGGUACAGUGAGCGUUGAUGCUCUUGACUCAGUUAGUGCGCAAUUGCAGGCAUGGAUUAAAGAUUUUAGCACUCACAACACAUAUAAUGCUGAAUUCAGAGACACAAUAAAAGCCUUUAAGAAUCUCAAGUACACGUAUAAGACUCUAAAGUCAAAGCUAGCGACUGCCUUUCAAGCCAUCGGAGAGGACGCCGGAACAAAGAUUGACACGGCGUAUAAACUGAUUGAAGGGGAGGACUCACAACUCAUGCCUCGAUUCAACACAGAUCAAGGAAACGCCAUUAAAAAACACAUAGAAAAAUUCGAAACUCACGCCAUUAACGGUCUUAAAGACAUUGAUUAUAAAGACACUGAUGGUAAGUCAUCACAUUUUCACAGGAAAACAUUUACAAACUUGUACGACAAUGUGACAAGAGCGCUUGAAGCCUUCACCAAAGCCGUAGGGAAGCUUGUCAAAGAUGGCGGCAAUAAUACCGUUGAUACCUACCUGACGGACUUGAGAGGUAUGAUUAGAAGCCACAUUAAAAAUGUCCACCUCGAAGGGGCGUAUUUACCUGCCCCCCCUUCGAAAGUACCCGGUCUAGAGAAAAUUAAGGACGACAUUGAAAAACUCAUUGGUGAAAAGGAGACCAAAAAGCAAAAGGAAAGCUUAAAAGCGGUAGUCACUACAGCAUCCACCGAAAUCGGCAACAUAAUCGCUGAUCUGGAGAAGCUUCCACAACUGGUUAAUGCCAAGAAAGAGGCAGCAGCGUAUCUUAUGGACAAUUUAAAAACGAAUCUUGACAAAAACCUCAAUGCCAUUUCGUCAGCUCUCACCGCAGCCGAGAUUGAUUUUAUAAAUGCCAUAAAAGCCGCCAUAAAUUCGGUUCACAAGGUGUAUACAGCAUCAUCGAAGGCCGUCGCCGAACUCAGAAAUUCCCUCCUCUCCCAAGUCAAUUCAUCCUUCAGCAUCCUCACCGACGACAUUCAAAGACUUUUUGCCGAAGGUCACAGAGCCGAUUUACGGGCCUUAAAAACACUAAUUACGGAAACCAAUACAAAGAUCUCAGACAUCAUCGACACCAACAAAAGGACGGGAAUCAAGGGCUUCCUGAAGACGGUGAGUGGUGUGGCGGCGGAUGGUACACUUGAUACAUUUUCCACUAAGCUUGGUGCGCUGAUUAGUACUCUGCAUCAGUCGGCGAAGGAAAAGAGAUUCUCAAACUUAGCUGACAAUUUCAGAGAAUACGUGAUUCAGAUUUUGCAAUAUGCCGGAAAGGACAUGAAGAGGGUGUCCAAGGAUCCAAGCGUGGAAACGUAUUAUGACAAACUUAGAGACAUUUUCGACAAGCUUCGCGACUUGCUUACUCACCUAGGUAAAACCGAUAGAAAAUACAGUUUCGAUAAUGAAUUUGUUAAAUCACUUGCCGCACUUAAAACUUCACUUAGAAGCCUGUCACCUCUGAAAUUUGGUGCAAUCUCCUAUCCGGCCUUAGAUUGUCUCAAGGACGGAUUAGAGAGGUUUACGGAACAAUUAGAUAAGGCUUACAUAAAUGCUUAUGAAGGGCAUACGGACAAAAUUGAUUUUGAAAAUCUAGUGAAAACUAUAAAAGCUUCGACAUCUGCCAAACAGGGUGAUACAAAAGAGGAAUUAUCAUCUGACGGCAAAAACUGCGCCAACAUAUUUUUGACUUGUCUGCCAACGCUUUUCGAAAAAUUGUACCACGUGUUUUCCACGGCGAAAGGUAACAACGCUCUGAGGGAUUUCAUGGAAAAAUCGGGUUACCUCAUUGAGAACCUUAUCAAUAAAGAUGACACUGGAAUACGUGUCACCGGAAAAUUAUUUGACGGCUUCAACAAAUAUGGUGAGUUUAACAAAGACCCAGAAAAGGCUGAAUCUCUCGACGAUUGCGUUGAGGAUUUCAGAAAACAGGACGGUCCUUUAGUUAAACUUUUUAAUCAACUUAACACAUAUUACGAAGUAUGUCAUCUUAAGCACAAUGGCUCCCCUAAGUAUCCGUGUUCUAUUCGGGACAUGCUUUCAUAUUUCUGUGGACUUCCUCAUACUAAUGUGUACACUCAAAUUGAAAAGUACUGCACAGACACGCUCAACGAGAAGGACAAGGCAACUGGCAGAUUCCCUAAUAGGGAUGAUGAAGUAAUCAAUAGAAUACUCGACUCUAAUUUGCGUGACAGUUUAUCCUUAACUUGUAAAUAUGCUUACACAUCACUUGUUGCGAUACAAGGCCACGGUCACGGCUUUGACCAGGCCGACUACCCAUAUGCGUGUAACUUCCGGGACAACUCACGUGGCUUUUACUAUCCGCAAAAGGUUCCCGAACUAUUACAUAUAUUAAAAGACAUAUGUAGACGUGUUCUCAGGCAGUUCACAUUUUUGCGUGGUCGGUGCCGGGCGAACUCACAGAUGCGUGGGUGGCGUGAAUGCCACUACGGCCGUGAUGUUGGUGGUUCAUCAUGGGACUGCAAUGACAGGCAAUGUGCAAACCUAGCGUGUCCCCUAAGCCCUAACCAAAAGGGUAACCAACGUGCCAACCAAAGCACUAACCAAAUAUGUGAGCAACACCCUAAGUGCGGUGUGAAAUCACCGCUUCAAGCUCACCUAACAGACAGUCUACCCGGUUGUCUACCACAUAAAUUAACGUCCGUUGGUUGUUCAUCUAAAUGUUUGAGCUGCCCAAAAGGAUCGCCAGGUCAACAGUGUAUUACCCCAAUGGGUUUUUGGGACUUGAGCAAUGCGGGGUCGGUUACCAGAAAGGGCAGUGACCUAUACAAUGUCCUUGCUACGUUCUGCCACAAUGCAAACUCACCGCUUUGUGCCUUGCUUUGGUGUCUUCUAUGCCUUAAUCCAUAUCCUCCUAGCAGUUUGGGCGAUAUGUUUGCUCUCUACUGUAAUGCUAUGCAGGCCUGGCACAGUACCGAAUAUGGUCAUUCAGCACUACACAAGAGUAAAAUAAACGGUUCCAUUGGAAACUCGUUCCCAUUUGAGACAUCCCUGCACAACGACUACAGUGCUGAAAGUCUGACCGAUGCUCUGUAUAACUUGCAUUGCGCUAAUGGUGAUCACAACGGCGACCCAAAUGACAAUAAUCACUGCGGUCUCCAAAGUUUGUCAACAAUGCCUAAUACCAAGGAUUCCAUGCAGUGCUCCGUCAAAGGUUCUACGUGUGGUCCUUACCUCCAGCCUCUAUCGUUUCAUUCAUAUCAUACAUUCGCCCCUAAACAUGCCGGAAUGUAUCUCUCUUGGAUCGCAUAUUUAACAUGGAAUUUCUGGAUCCUACUCAAUGAGUUACUCAAUUCAUUCAAAAAUAUUUCUUGUAAAUCUCUCGGGUGUUCUUCAUGUAACUGCGCACCCGGUAAGCAUGGUAUUUAUGACACGGAGAAAUCGAAAGAAAGCUGUCACUGUGAUUCCAUCGUUGACUGCCAGGGAUCUCUGAAUACAUUUUACAAAUACGGACUCACCUACCGCGUACCCAAGGAGCUGAUGAAGAGUCCAACCAAGAAGACAUGUGAUGAUUUUGUCAAUCAACUGACCAAAGUGCUGAAUUCACAAUACUUCAUCACAUUAUUUGAUGAAAUUGACAAGUUUUUCUACUGCAUUAGAUCACCAUUUAUGUUAACGUUACUCACCCUCUGGUCGCUGUCGCUCCUGUACCUGCUGCACAUCGCCGUCCUCCGCCUCGACGUCCUGAGGAUACGCUCCCACCUGAGAUCACCUUCAAGCCACCGCAUCGCCGCCCAGUCCCUCCUCGCCGCCGCACGCCUCAAGGCACUCGCCAACAUCAAGUACUUCUCACCAUAA